Molecule: messenger RNA, 1647 nt
Organism: Hevea brasiliensis (rubber tree)
Lineage: Eukaryota; Viridiplantae; Streptophyta; Magnoliopsida; Malpighiales; Euphorbiaceae
Product: vinorine synthase-like
Exons: 1
Coding region: 38-1366 (442 amino acids)
Source: RefSeq, a predicted model, not a curated record
AGGCUUUUCCAAGAAUUUGAUAAGAAGUGGAGCAAAGAUGGAAGUUCGAAUUGUGUCAAGAGAAAUCAUAAAACCAUCUUCACCAUCAACCCAAUAUCAAAAACCCUACAAACUCUGCCUUUUCGACCAGCUUACUCCUUUAACUUAUUCACCAGUUAUCUUCUUCUACCCCAUCCAUAAUCUUUCUUAUUCCACCAUAGCCUUGUCUCACCUAAAGAGUUCUCUCUCUGAGACCCUUAAUCUUUAUUAUCCUUUUUCUGGAAGGAUUAUUGAUAACCUCUAUAUUGAUCGUUUCAAUGAAGGUGUUCCAUUCUUGGAAGCCCUAGUUAAUUGUCGCAUGUCUGAGUUCCUUAGACACCAUGAGAUUGAGUCUUUGAACCAUUUUCUUCCAUGCCAGCCCUUUACCAAGCAAACAGACAUGAACGUACCUCUAUUGGCCGUCCAGGUCACCAUAUUUAAUUGUGGAGGUUUAGCAAUAGCUAUGUGUGGGUCGCACAAGCUCUUCGAUGGACCUACUGGUAGGGCUUUUCUCACUACUUUGGCUUCUGUGUCCCGUGGAAAUCUUAACGAUGUUAUCCUUCCAAAUCUCAACGAGGCAUCUCUGUUCUUUCCAUCAACAACUAAAUUUCCACAAAAGCACUUGUCUCUCUUUGAAAGCUUGUGGUUCAUAGAAGGUAGCUAUGUUACAAGGAGAUUUGUGUUUGAUGCCAAAGCAAUAGCUACCCUAAGAGCUCAGGUAGAAGGCAAGCUUGAGAAUAGGCCGUCACGCAUUGAGACAUUAUCUUGUUUCAUUUGGAAAUGUUGUAUGGCAGCAUCAAAGGCAGUAUCUGGCUCACCAAAACCAUCCAUUUUGGUUGAAGCAGUGAAUCUCCGGCCACAAACUAAGCCACCCAUGUCUAAUGCUUCUCUUGGGAAUAUCUUUUGGUGGGCUGCAGCAGUUGCUCACCCUUCCGACACAAACACAGAGAUGCAUGAACUCAUGAAGCUAUUGAGUGAAGCUAUUGAGCUGUAUAAGAGUGAUUUCACGCAUACUCUACAAGGUGAUGGUGGGCUUGAAACCAUGUCUGAGCAUUGCAACCAGCUAGAAGAGUUAUUUUCCUUGGAGAAACCAGAUAUAUUUGCAUUUACAACUUGGUGUUAUCUUGGUUUCACAAAGCUUAAUUUUGGAUGGGGAGAGCCUUAUUGGUUUGGUUUCUUGGGGAAAGUUGGCCCAGCAUUUAGAAACCUCACUAUGUUCAUUGAAACCAAAGAUGGUAAAGGGAUCGAGGCAUGGAUCACCUUAGAUAAAGAAAGAAUGGCUAUAGUAGAAAAUGAUCCUGAAUUCCUGGCUUUUGCUUCUCCAAAUCCAAGGAUUUCAAGCCUGUAACCAUUGUUCUUCAAGCCAUUGCAGCAAAUAAAGUCGGAAAAUUAUAUAAGAUUUUCCUUGUGUUUUCAAGCCUGUUUGUGUGUUAAGUUGGUUUAAUUAUUCUAGCUAGCCAGUGAGCUUUAACGAUCAUCAAAUCAAGUGAAGAUCUAGAGCUAGAGCGUGAUAUUGGUUUCUCGUCCUUCUCCCUGUGUUACAACCCUGGUUUGGGUAUUGUUAUGUGUUCCUUUGUAUGAGAAGACUAACUACUUUGCUAUUAAGCUAUUUUAUAAUUGUUUUUUUAA